Messenger RNA from Meloidogyne enterolobii, 1326 nucleotides. NCBI's taxonomy places the organism in Eukaryota, Metazoa, Nematoda, Chromadorea, Rhabditida, Meloidogynidae. The record is from the annotation of a GenBank genome assembly.
AUGGCUUUUCAAAAAAUUGAUAAUGAAAGUAUAAAUUCGAUAACUAGUGCACUCGACUUCUUUCAAAUUCCCCCAACUAAUGUUACAGUAACCUCUUCUAAAGUAUUUGAAAUUCUCCCCAGCAAUCCACUUACAGACACUCCCUACCAUUUUAAAAUUCAUUCAAGUCAAAAUUAUAUUGACUUGUCAAAGUGCUAUCUUUUUACGGAACUUAGAAUAAGAAAGGAGAAUGAAAAUGGCUAUUUGGUAAAUCUUGCACCAACAGAUAAUGUUGCACCUAUCCAACUUAUAGGGCAAACGUUUAUUAACAAUAUGAAAAUUAACAUUAAUGGGCGCGAAAUUUUUAAUUCAAAUUCUUUGUACGCUUACAAAACAUAUUUGUCAUACGAGCUAUCGUACUCUCAAGGAUCAAAAAGCUCCCAUCUUAAUGCCGCAGGAUAUUACUUUGGCUCAGAUACAAAUCUAGAAAGCGGAGUUGGAUAUGAUGCUAGGAAAAGAUUAUUUUCAAACAGCAAUACUGCACAAUUUAUUGCAAAGCUUGAUGCAGAUAUUUUUAAUCAACCUCUUUAUUUAAUUAAUCAAUGCGAAAUUGACAUUGAAAUAUUACCUAAUGAUGCAAAAUUUGUUUUAGUUUCUCCUCCAGUUCUCGGUAUUGCCCAACCUACGCGUUACUAUUUUGAAGUUUUGAAUUGUAAACUGUACAUUAAAAAGAUGGAUCUUAUGGAUGGAUUAGCUUUGGACAUUGCUAGAAAACUUGAUACUAAACCAGCACGUUAUGCGAUAAGGAAAACAAUGAUGAAACCUCUCUUUAUUAGCAUGGGGAGAUAUGAAUUUAAUGCUAACCUCUUUAAUGAUCAAAUACCUAGAAGAAUAACACUUGGACUUGUCUCUAAUUCUGACUAUGUUGGACAUUUGGGACGCAGUCCUUUCAACUUUCAACACUUUAAUGUUCGAGAAAUUUCAAUAAUCGCGAACGGGCGUAGCUAUCCUCAAGCUCCCUAUGACUUUGAUUAUAUGAAUGGAAAAUAUGUUAGAGCAUUCAAUGACAUGAAUGAGGCCAUAGGACUUUCAAAUUCAUCAGAAAGUAAUGGAAUUACAUAUCAACAGUAUGGCACUACUCAUUGUAUAUACAUUUUUAACUUGACCAAUAGCGGUGAUGAUCAAGGAGGACUUUUUGAUCUAAUAAAGAAUGGAACAACAGCGGUGAAUAUUAAAUUUAGCCAGCCAGUACCAGAAGGAGGAAUCAUGCUUGUAGCUAUGGGUGAAGCAGAUUCACUGAUUAUUUUGGAUAAAAACAGAACUAUUGCAAGUGACACUACUAUAUAA